Messenger RNA from Betta splendens (Siamese fighting fish), 583 nucleotides. RefSeq names its product hemoglobin subunit alpha-1-like. The record is from RefSeq and is a predicted model, not a curated record. Gene Ontology annotation, biological process: oxygen transport; hydrogen peroxide catabolic process. Lineage: Eukaryota; Metazoa; Chordata; Actinopteri; Anabantiformes; Osphronemidae. The coding region runs from base 54 to 485 and encodes 143 amino acids. The transcript has 3 exons. Gene Ontology annotation, molecular function: oxygen binding; heme binding; haptoglobin binding. Gene Ontology annotation, cellular component: blood microparticle; haptoglobin-hemoglobin complex; hemoglobin complex.
AAAUACCUGGCGGUUUGGGCUGAUUCUAGCAACAGGCAAAACCAAGAGGCAAGAUGAGUCUGACUGCUGAGGACAAGGCUAUUGUCAAGGCCUUCUGGGCUAAGGCUUCUGGCCGGGCUGAGGAAGUAGGAAGUGAGGCUCUGUCCAGGAUGCUGGCGGUGUACCCACAGACCAAGACCUACUUCUCCCACUGGAAGGACCUGAGCCCCAAAUCCGCCCAGGUGAAGAAGCACGGAAAGACCAUCAUGGCUGGAGUUGGCGAAGGUGUGGCUAAAAUCGACAACCUGAACGCAGGUCUGCUGAAACUCAGCGAGCUGCACGCCUUCACCCUGAGAGUGGACCCCGCCAACUUCAAGAUCCUCUCUCUCAACAUCCUCGUGGUUUUUGCUGUUCUUCUACCGGCUGAAUUCACCCCCGAGGUUCACGUGGCUUUGGACAAGUUCCUGGCUGCUCUGUCUCGUGCCCUGUCUGAGAGAUACAGAUAAACGGCAUUUGAGAGCAGUAGAAAGUGACCGACAGCAGCAUGGGCUUGGAUUUACUUUGUCAGUCUGAAUACACAAAUAAAUAAUCAAAUGCAAAGAAA